CUCCAGGUCUUCUUCUGCUCCACGUCGCUCCGCUCUGAGGGUGUGAAGCUGGGGUCAGAGGUCAAGCAGCAACAAUGUCUGCUGUGGUCCUGAGGUAUGGACCGAGCCCAGCAGAACCAGAUACAAGCAGCUGGGAUGAUGAGGUCUCUGCGUCUCUGGGUGUUUCGGUUUUCGGGGGAAUCGAGAUCCAGGGGAAUUCUGGGAAAAUAGUCGGAUAUGAUCUACUGAGGAGAACAAGGACCAACCUGACUUCAGAACCAAAGAAACCUUCAGAUGUUCUGGGUUGGUUUUCAGGAAGCAGGAGGAGGAGGAAGCCCUGAAAAGAGCCUGUCGGACCGGGUCGGACAGCAGACCGGGUCAGAACCAGAAGAGAUGGAGGUCCUGCUGAGUUUCCAGCUGCUGGUUCUGAUGAUGACGGCGGUCGCCUCGCAGCAGAACUUCUGCUCCAACUCCACGGUGCUGAGGACGCAGACGGCCUGCCACUCCUGCUCCAUCUCCAUGUUUGUUCAGUGUCCCACUGGAUUCAGGAGAAGUCCAGAAAGCCUGGCAUCGGGCUGCAAGUACCAGAUCCGGACCAGCAGCCUGCAGCUGGCCGUCAGCGGCUGCUCCUUCCAGUGCUUCCAGCAGGUGGAGAUGAAGAGCUGCUGCCCCGGUUACUGGGGUCCGGACUGCACGGAAUGUCCUGAUGGGGCCGACAGACCCUGCAGUGGCAGAGGGGUCUGCUCCGAUGGGCUGGGGGGGAACGGCACCUGCAGCUGCCAGGUGGGUUUUGUAGGAACGGCGUGUGAGGACUGCUCUCCUGGACGUUACGGCUCCACCUGUAGUUCAGAGUGCUCCUGUGUCCACGGUCUCUGCAGUUCUGGGCUAAAAGGAGACGGUCGCUGCACCUGCUUCUCUGGGUACCGAGGUCCUCGCUGUGACCAGGAGCUUCCGGAGUGUGCGGCCCUCAGCUGCCAGCAGAACUCCCGCUGCAUGGAAGAAGCUUUGACAGGACGGCUGGUGUGCCAGUGUUUGCCUGGUUACGAGAAAUCAGGAUCUCAGUGUUUAGCCAAGAACCCGUGUCUCCGGCCGGUCUGCCAUUCCUGGGCUUCCUGUGCCCACACUGGACCGGACCAGCACCACUGCACCUGCAACCAAGGCUACAGCGGCGACGGACAGGUCUGCAUGCCAAUCGAUCCUUGUCAGACCCAAAACGGACGAUGCUCUGCCAGGACCACCCGCUGCAUUUAUGAUGGACCGGGAAAGUCCCACUGCGAGUGUCUACCAGGCUUUGAGACGCUGGCGGACGGCAGCUGCAACCUGAAGGACGUCUGCAAACCCGACUCCUGUCACCAGAACGCCAACUGCUCCACGGUGGGACCGGGUCGGGUCCGGUGCGCCUGUCUCCAGGGCUACAUCGGGAACGGGAAGGUUUGCUUUGGGAACAUCAUGGAGCGUCUCAGGGAACUGAACACACAGCCUGGGAAGGAAUGGAGCGGCCAGCUGAGCAACGCCAUCUCUCUGUUCGAUUCUCUGUCUUGGCCUCUUCAGAACCUGGGUCCGUUUACGGUUUUUGUUCCAGUGAAUCGAGGUUUCAAGGGAACCUCUAUACAGACUCUGACUGCAGACUCAUCCAAAGCUAAGUACCUGUGUAAGAUGCACCUGGUUGCUGGUUCAAUGCCGUCCUCCACUCUGAUGAAGACGGAUGUCUUCUACACGCUGUCCGGAAAGGCAGGAGAGACGGAGAUGUCUGGCAGGGGCGGUCAGAUCAGAAUCCGUAUCCAUGGCAGCAGGAAGCGAGGUGAGGUCAUCAAGUCGGACCUGGCAGCGUCCAACGGACUCGUCCACAUCAUCACGAAGCUGAUGGACAGCGUCCCGGCCACCGUGGAGAGCAGGCCAGAUGAGAACUUGAUGAAAAUCAUCUCUGACUAUGGCAAAUUGGAGACGUUCAAGUCCCUGCUGGAGCAAGCUGACCUGGCCUCUGUGAUGGACCUCCCUCAACCCGUCACGGUCUUCACUCCGACUACUGAAGCAUUUAACGGCAUGAAGGAGGGUCACCUGCAGUUCCUCCGCAGUACAGAGGGUCGCAGCAAGCUGACAGAGUUCCUCCGGAACCACAUCGUCCCGUCCACCUCGCUGGAGGUCUACAACAUUGUGUCCAGCCCCACCAUUGUGACAAUGGCCAACCAGGUCCUGAUCAUCAACGUAACAGAAAACGGUCAGAUUCUGGUCAACGGAGCGGCCGUUCUGGAGGCAGCCGUGGAGGCCAAGAAUGGACGGCUGUACGUGAUGAACGGAGUCUUGACUCCACCCUCCAUCCAACCUUUGCUGCCUCACAGGUGUGACAUCACAGAGACCAAGAUCAUCAAGGGUGAAUGUGUCAGCUGCGCCAAGGUCCACCUGUUCCAGUGCUCAUCAGGAGUCUACACAGGCACCUCCUACUCCGGGUGUCUUUACAACCUCUUCGCUGACGAAUCCCCCAUCAAGGUCCCAUUCAGAGGUUGCACACCACUCUGCACCGCGAAUGUAACGACUCCAGCCUGCUGUAAAGGUUUCUACGGUCCGGACUGCUCUCCUUGUCCAGGUGGCUUCAACACACCCUGCUCCGGACGUGGCCAGUGUGUGGAGGGCAUCAGAGGAAAUGGGUCGUGUAUCUGUGAACCCAACUUCAGAGGCUCUCGCUGUCAGUACUGCUCCUCCUUCAACAAAUAUGGUCCAAACUGUGACAGAACUUGUCCCUGCGUCCAUGGACAGUGUGACAACCGUCCAGACUCAGAUGGACGAUGUAAGCUGGACUCUUGUCUUCGAGGUUUCACCGGUCGGUUCUGUGAGCGACAGACAUCUGUCUGUGGAGGCCUGGCCCAGUUCUGCCAUGCCCACGCUGACUGUGACUUCACUGAUGGGUCACCCAGGUGUGUUUGUAAAGCUGGUUUCCAAGGCGAUGGGAUCACCUGUGUGGAGUCGGAUCCCUGUGCUCCGCCUCUCCGAGGCGGCUGCAGUGUGAACGCAAAAUGUAUAAAGACAGGCCCAGGUACUCACACCUGCCAGUGUCUUACUGGCUGGACAGAGGACGGAAACGAGUGUCAACCCAUAAACAACUGUGAUGGUCCUGAUGGGGGAGGCUGCCACCCAAACGCCUCCUGCAUCUACGUUGGACCUGGACAGAGUGACUGUGCCUGUAAGGCCGGCUAUAUGGGGAACGGACACGCCUGUGAGGCUGUCAACCAGUGUGUGACGGCUAACGGAGGCUGCCACUUCAGGGCCAGCUGUCUCCUGCUGUCCUCACAGUGGACAUGUGUCUGUGACGAUGGGUAUGCUGGAGACGGACUCCUGUGCUAUGGUACCGUCGACCAGGAGCUGAUGGUUCUGCAGAACGCCUCAGACUUCUUCCGCUGGACCAUGGACUCCGGCCUGUCUCGCUCUUUAUCGGAUCAGAACCUGACUCUCCUGGUACCAACAUCCGCUGCCGUCGCUCAGAUGUCCCCAAUGGACAGGAGCUUCUGGACAAUGAAGGGAAACCUGCCGAGCCUCAUCAGAAACCACGUCCUGCCCGGCGUCUUCUCCUCCUCCACACUGAGGAACAUCUCAUCAGUGACCUCUCUGCUGACCUCAUCGCUUCCUGUAUCAACCAGCCAGGAGAUCACAUCAGUUGGAGGAGCAACCGUCAUCGCUUCAGACAGCGCUGCCACCAACGGCCUGAUCCAUCUUAUUAACAAGGUUCUGGUGCCUGACAAGAAGCUGAGCGAAGGUCUGCUGGCCGUGCUCGCUCUGAGGCCAGAGUUCUCGCUCUUCCGAUCCUACCUCAUCGAGUACAACCUGACGAAGGAGAUCGAGCUGGCCGAGGAGUUCACCGUGUUCGCCCCAACAGACUCUGCCAUCACACAAUACCUCCAGCAGGUGGCAGCACCUGCCUUGGAUAGCAACAUGACCCGUUAUCAUGUGGUUCUGGCGGAGCGCCUGCUAAAGACUGACCUUCAGCCUGGAGGAUACAGGGAGACGCUCCUCGGAUUUCCCUUCCAGAUCGGGAUCUACCCUCGAGACGGAAAGCUGUUUGUGAACGAUGCUCAGAUAAACUCCUCCAACCUGCUGUGUGGUAAAGGAGUGAUUCACGGUCUGUCAGCGGUUCUUCACAUCAACAGAAACCGCUGUGACAAACUGACAUACAGUAAAGUAAAGGGGUCAUGUGGAAACUGUUUAUUGCCCAAAACCCAAAAAUGUCCCAGUGGCACCGACCAUGAUAAAUCGGUGAGGAUGAGGAGCUGCCUGUAUAGACACACCAUCGAAGGAGAAUCCCAUAUGACCAUCGGCUGCAUAGCAACCUGCCUCCGGAAGAACAUUGAACGCAGGUGUUGUGAAGGGUUUUUCGGAGAGCACUGUGAGCCUUGUCCGGGUCCGAAGGGACAGGCCUGUUUCGGUAAUGGACUGUGCUCAGACGGGGUCAACGGCACCGGAGUCUGUAAGUGCAACAAGGACUUCCAUGGGACGGCCUGUGAAUCCUGUCAGAGCGGAAAAUACGGAGUUCACUGUGAUCAAGACUGUCGGUGUAAGAACGGACUCUGUAACGAGGGCCUGAACGGAGACGGGACCUGCGAGUGUGACGUCGGCUGGAGAGGCGUUCGCUGUGAUGAAAAAAUUGAAUCCAAAGCUGAUGAACUAUGUGGUUCUGUGAAAUGUCAUAGCAGCGCAAACUGUGCAGUUCAAACAUCUGGAUCUCGGUGUCUGUGUGCUGCUGGGUUUGAGGGAAAUGGGACAUUCUGUAAAGCUGUAGACCCGUGUCUGGUGAAGAACGGCGGCUGCAGUCUGUCUGGGGUUUGUAAACGGACCCGACCCGGCAGCAGAGACUGUGUCUGUGGGCGCGGCUAUGCUGGAGAUGGGUUUGUGUGUGUGGAGAUAAAUCCAUGCCUGGAGGGGAAUGGAGGAUGCCAUGCUAAAGCAGAGUGUAUCCAUGUUGGACCAAACAAAACUUCGUGCGUCUGCAGCAAAGGUUACUCAGGUGAUGGACAGAACUGCACCAUUGUCAACUUGUGUGCAAAGAAAAAUGGCGGCUGCCACCACUUUGCCCAGUGCAACAUGACAGGACCUGGCAUUCGGACCUGCACCUGCUCUGAAAACUUUGUUGGAGAUGGUUUCAAGUGCAAAAGCACCGUGGACAGGGAGCUGAGGUACAAAGGGUCCAGCAACUUUUACUUCAGUUUGGUGAUGAUGGAGAUUACCCUGAAAGGUCGUGGUCCGUUCACCGUCUUUGCUCCAAAUGCUCAGGCCAUCAAAUCUAACAACUCCUUGGUAAGAGCUAUUGUGAAACACAGAGAAACUUUCGCCAAUGUGCUGCGGGGCCACAUCGUCAUGUGUCACACUUUGCUGCCUGACGACCUGUACCAAACCCGAAACCUGACCAGUUUGUCCGGAUUCGUCCUCACCACUCGUUCCACCCAGGGUAAAAUCACCAUCAACGAGGCUAAUUUGACCAACAGCGACGACAUCAGUGUUAACGGCAUCAUCCAUGAAAUUGACUCCGUUCUGUUACCACCCAACCUUAACAGAGACAAUAUCCUGCUCAUUCCAAAUCCAACAGAGGUAAACCUGACAGACGUGGCUGAAAGACAUGGUUAUAAAACCUUCUACAAGCUUCUGAAGGACACAGGUGUGAUGGACCUGAUAGACAAUGUGAUUUUCCAUCCAGUGACAAUCUUCCUGCCAUCUGAUGAUGUCAUGGCCUCUCUGCCACAGCAGCAAAAGGAAUUCUUGUUCCAUCAACAAAAUCGAGCGCAGCUCCAGGAGUACCUGAAGUAUCACGUCAUGAUAAGCCAGAAGGUUUAUGCAGAAGGAUUGAUCUAUCUGGAGUCCGGUCGGACUCUGCAGGGUUCAGCUCUCUCUUUCUCCUGCGGCGGUCCGGAUAAAAUUGGAGAAAUCUACGUUAAUGACGGAUCAUGUCGGAUCACUGAGAGGCAUCUGGUGUUCAGAGCUGGGAUUGCAUAUGGAAUAGACUGUCUGCUGAUCCCACCCAGCCUUGGGGGGCGCUGUGACGAACAGACAGUGUUAGAUCUCAAGAUGAACUGCGGUCCAUGCACAAGAACUGCUACUCUCUGUCCCAGAGGAACCGUGAAAAAGGAAGUUGAGAACUGUGAUCUUCCAACCUUGUUCGUCAGUAAAAACUCUGGCUGUCAACCCACCUGUACCAUCAACUUCUGGCAUCCAAAGUGUUGUUCUGGUUUCUAUGGGAGAAACUGUCUGGUGUGUCCUGGAGGAGUCCAUUCCCCCUGCAGUAAACAAGGUAAAUGCGAUGAUGGCCACCUUGGUACCGGCACCUGUACCUGUGACACAGGUUUUAAGGGCACGGCCUGCGAGAUGUGCAGAGAGGGGUUCUACGGUCCCGGCUGUAAAGCCUGCAACUGCUCGGAUCACGGGUCAUGUGACGACGGACUCCAGGGGACGGGUUUGUGCUUCUGUGAUGAAGGGUGGACCGGAGAACGAUGUGACAUUCAGCAAACUGAGGUAUUCCAGUGCUCUCCAGCCUGCUCUUCAAAGGCCGUCUGUCAGGAAAACAACACCUGCAUCUGUCGACCGUUCCACGUAGGAGACGGAGUCACCUGCACAGUGGUGGACAUGUGUAAGAUCUGGAAUGGUGGUUGUGCCAGAGAAGCUAAAUGUUCUCAGAGAGAGGAGAAGGUGAGCUGCACGUGUCCUCAGGACCACUCUGGAGACGGCUUCACAUGUCUACCUGUGGACCCUUGUGCCAGCGGGGACAACGGCGGCUGCAGCGAGCACGCCACCUGCACCAUGACGGCUCCGGGGAAGAAAAGGUGCACCUGUAAGGACAACUACAUGGGAGACGGAGUUAGCUGUGAGCUCAAACAGCUGCCAAUCAGCCGCUGUCUCCUGGACAAUGGAGGAUGCCACCCAGAUGCUACAUGUACUGACCUCCACUUUGAAGAUGCAACGCUGGGCGUGUUCCACUACCGUUCAGCUAAAGGUCAGUACAAGCUGGACUACACCGCAGCUCAGCAGGGCUGCAGGGCAGAGGGAGCCACCCUAGCAAACUACACUCAGCUUUCCUAUGCUCAGCAGGGUGGACUGAACAUGUGUGCUGCUGGCUGGUUGGACCAAGCCCGGGUCGCCUACCCCACUACCUACUUUAAUCCCAACUGUGGUUUUGGACACGUGGGCAUCGUGGACUACGGCACCCGGAAAAACCUGAGUGAGACCUGGGAUGCCUUCUGCUACAGGAUGAAGGAGGUGCUGUGUGUCUGUAAACCAGGUUACAUUGGCGAUGGACUCAUCUGUACAGGAAACCUGCUGCAGGUCCUCAGGUCCACUCCCACCUUCUCCAACUUUCUGAUCCAAAUCCUGAAAUACUCUGAGGUGUCCGAGUCUGGAAGAAGGUUUGUGAAGAGCCUCAGUAAGCUGGAAGUCCAGUCCACCCUGUUUGUCCCAGAGAACAGCGGUCUGCCGGAGAACCUGACCCUUUCCCCACGGGACAUCGAGUUCCACCUGUCUGAGGGUCAGGCUCUUCCUCUGAGCCAACUGAAGAACAACAGCCAGAUCAGGACUCGGGUUGGCAGUCUGUCAGUCCUUGGGGUUGCCAAUCUUCUCAACCCGUCAGCUCUGGCUUCCUGUUUCAUUAACGACCGCUUCGUCACCGACUCAGACAUUCGUGCUUCUAACGGGAUCAUCCACGUCCUCCAGGGGCCUCUGGAAGCUCCUCCUCCCCGUCCAGACCAGAUGCAUUCAGCCCACCAGGCUGGGAUGGGAGUGGGAGUGGUUCUCCUGAUCCUUCUGGUGGUGGGAGCCAUCUUUGUUGGAUGCCGGUUCUACCACCACAGCAGCAAACCCUUCCAGUUCCACUACUUCAAGGACGACGACAGAGAAGAAGAACCUGCAGCUGAAACAACAAACUACAGCCGCAGCAUCUCUAACCCGGUCUAUGAAGCGGGUCCAGAACCAGCAGUUCCGGAACCGAGCCGGUCCAAUGGAUCCGGGCCCACUGGGAGUCCAGAGCCGUCUGUUCAGGUGGAGGACAGACAGCUGAAUCUGGACCCGGUCUGCCGGGUCAGAACCACUCCUACAGCUAUCAUCCAUCAGAGACCCUGAAGGACGGAGCCACUAAACCUGGACGCCUUCAGGAACCAACUGAAGCGCAGAUGUAAAAGUUCUACAGUGUUCUGGUUCUGAUGGAGUUCUGGAAAAGAGAAUAAAGUAUCAACAAGCUGAUCUGA
Molecule: messenger RNA, 8192 nt
Organism: Xiphophorus maculatus (southern platyfish)
Lineage: Eukaryota; Metazoa; Chordata; Actinopteri; Cyprinodontiformes; Poeciliidae
Gene: stab2
Product: stabilin 2
Exons: 70
Coding region: 274-8067 (2597 amino acids)
Biological process (GO): cell adhesion
Molecular function (GO): hyaluronic acid binding; calcium ion binding
Source: RefSeq, a predicted model, not a curated record